AUGGAUUUCUUCAAAGUUCGAAAGUUCAUAAAAGCCCGCAAACCAAACCCAGAUAAUGAUUUGGAGGAUAAGCCUGUUCCACAGCCAGAAGAGCCAGGGAAUGGGAAUGGGAAUGGUGAUGAUUUGGGCAAGUCGGUGAAUGUUGACAAUGCAACUGAAGCUGAGGAUGAUGAUGAUGAUUUUAUCACAAAUGAGGUGAAGAGGAGGCUGAAAGAACUGAGAAGAAACAGUUUUAUGGUGUUGAUACCCGAAGAAUCGUGCCCAGAAGAUGAGGAAGAAGAAGAGGAGGGUGAGACUAGCUCAAGCGAGUGGAGGGAUGUAGAAGCGGAAGGUCGACAGUUUUGGUCUGGAUUUGAUGCUGUGUAUGACAAAUACAGUGAACGGAUGCUAUUCUUUGAUCGACUGAGUGCUCAUCGACUGAAUGAAGUUGGCUCCCAUAUUCCUUCAACUCCAUCACCAAAAUCUGCGUCUAAGAAGCUUACAUCCACUCUUCGAUGUCUGUCUUUGAAAAAAAUUGAAGAACCUGAAGAUGAAAAUGAGUACCUUCAGCAGCCAGCAAAUGAUCUAUGCCAUGAUCUUGAAACGGCAUAUGUGGCUCAACUGUGCUUGACUUGGGAAGCCCUUCAUUGCCAAUACACACAAUUGAACCAGAAAAUUUCAUGCCAACCAGAAAAUCUCACCUGUUAUAACCACAGUGCUCAACAGUUUCAGCAGUUCCAGGUUUUGUUGCAAAGGUUUAUUGAAAAUGAACCGUUUGAGCAGGGUCUCAGGGCAGAAGUUUAUUCUCGAACAAGAAAUUCAUUGCCUAAACUGCUCCAGGUUCCAAAUGUCAAAGGUUCGGAUAAGAAAGAGACGGAAGAAGAGGAGUCUGAUAAGCUGGUACUGGCCCCUGAUCUACUCAGCAUAAUUGAGGGCUCAAUCCUGACUUUCCAUAUUUUCAUGAAGAUGGAUAAGAAAAAAUCUGGUGGUGUUCGUUGUCUAUUUGGAAGUCAAAACCCGAUGGGAACUCCUCUUCAGCAGAUUCAAUCUUCUCUUGAGAAGAAAGCAAUGAAAUUGAAAGAUCUGCGAAAAAGGAGCAAGGGUUGGAAAGAGAAAUCAUGGCCUGCUACACAAGAGGAAUCGGUGCUCUUGCUUGGCCUAAUUGAUGUCAAAGUCUUGUCGAGGGUUCUGAGAAUGGGGAGGAUUAGUAAGGAGCAGUUGUUUUGGUGCGAGGAAAAGAUGAAGAAACUAGAUUUCACUGAUGGCAUGCUGCAGAGAGACUCCUCUCCCAUCCUGUUUCCUUGUUAA
Molecule: messenger RNA, 1287 nt
Organism: Ilex paraguariensis (yerba mate)
Lineage: Eukaryota; Viridiplantae; Streptophyta; Magnoliopsida; Aquifoliales; Aquifoliaceae
Source: the annotation of a GenBank genome assembly